CUCGUCCGCACCCUCCUCCUUCUCUGCCGCAGCGAUGGCCUCGUCAGCAGUGAAGGCGCGCAUUAGCGCAUUCGAGUCUAUGCAGUCCUCCAGCGCAACCAUUGUGCCAAAGUCGCCGCCAAACCUCCUCGAGAGUCCCAUCUCUCCCACCGCGACGUCCAUCUCUCCCAUGGUCCCCUCACCUUCAGCAACAGCCUUCAAACCAACGGCGCCGUCGCCGUCACCUUCCCCGCCAAACCUGGGCAGGAAAACCUCGCUCAUCGAUCUGAAGGAAUGGGUCGUGCCAGACGGGCCUUUGCCCUACGUGCCCAGACAGAGGCCACCGAUCACUCGAAAACCUCCUCCUCCUCUGGUGACAAAACCUGUGACAAGACAUGUCUCGGAUUCUAUGGUUACCAGAGUCCCUACACCCCUCAUUCACCUCGAGUCGCCCCCCAAAACCCGUGCUGCGCCGCCACUACCGCCCCGCAAACCGUCCUACUCGUCGCUCAGAUCCGUCUCAGCCUCGAACUCGUCUUCUUCGUCCUUACCUCGAAGCCCUAGCCAGCCAACUCCUCCUCUUCCUAUACCUUCCAGGUCAGACUCGCUGACGGUCGACCACACUUACCCCCCGCUGUCUAAAUUGGGAAUCGGGUCUUCUUCUCGCCAUGCGCCCGCCUCCUCGAUUUCCUCAUUUCACUCCGUAUCUCUCUCCUCCGAUGGAGGCACUGACCCGGCCACCCCGGGCUCUCUAUCAAACCACGUUGCAACGUACCCCAUGGACCAUGACGAUCACGAGCUUGAACAUGACAGCAUCCACGAGCCAGACCCCGUGAGCCUCGACGAAUCGUUUGAGAACCUAUCUGUGACGUCCGCAGUGAGCCCGUCUGCCUCAUCCGUCUCUCACGACUGGGAAGUGUACGCCACGAAACGUGCGCCCGAACCUCCCAAGCUACCGCAGCGUCCUUCCAAACCCCCAUCCCUCCCCACCUCGCCCCGCCACUCACCGCUUCUCGCACCAAAACGAGACGGCCCUCCUCCGCCACCUCCACCCCGCUCACGCCCCCCUUCCUCCCGAAAUUCCCUCGCGUCUACCUCCGCCGCGUCCACCUCCGAUCGCUCCUCUAUUUUAAGCAUCGCGACGUCCCGCACGAGCAUAAGUACGCGCAGCACGACGACGCCGAAACCGAAAGCUGCACAGCUCGCACGACCGACGCCUGUCCCACCUGCUGCGCGCAAGCGUUACGAGACCGUGUUUAACGGGAACGUAAUCGCGGCGCGACAGGCGGAGCGCACCAAGUCGCCGCCACGGAAGGCACGCCAAGCCGCAGGGUGGCGGGGGCUAUCCGUCGACCUGAUUACGAACCCCGAAGAGAUUGCCAGCGCGCCCCCGUCGCGUUCGGCCUCGGUUGACGAGGAGGUUGGCGCGGAUGAGCGACUCGAGGGCACGGUCGUGCGCGCAAUAUGGAAGUUGUCGCGUCUGAAGAGGGAGACGCUGCGCGUCAUAUGGAUCGAGUGCGACCCGUCGGGCACGGGCUCGCUCGACAGAGAUGCGUUCGUGAAGGGCAUGUGGCGGAUCGACGAGGAGCUGCGUAAGGCGCAGAUGCACCAGCACCUGUCGCCGCGGAUGUACCUUCGCCAGCCGAAGCCGACACACCCUCCGCGGCCGAUCCUUCGAUGACAUCUCUUUCAUUUGAUGACCUGGCUGAAUACAACGGACUUCGCAGGACUGUAUCACUAUCACUUUCGUUCAGGUUACGUUUGUUACGCUCGAAUCGCUGCUGCUCGAUGAAUCACAUAGAAGUUAAUGAUAUACCCUUACGUUGCGCGCUGUUGCCUUCAAUCU
Molecule: messenger RNA, 1825 nt
Organism: Trametes versicolor FP-101664 SS1
Lineage: Eukaryota; Fungi; Basidiomycota; Agaricomycetes; Polyporales; Polyporaceae
Exons: 2
Coding region: 35-1660 (541 amino acids)
Source: RefSeq, a predicted model, not a curated record